GCAAGUUAGUUUGCUAGAAGUUAAACUCAGCUUUGACUCUAGGUUUGGCGCCACGCCACCUAUCGUUUCAAAUUUUCAAUGGGUAUCGAAACGGCAGGUCACGUGGCGCGGCCCGGCUUUAAACCAUAUGAUCUCCAUUUCUCUCUCUAAAAAUUAUUUUGUCCUUUUAAAUUUGAAUAACGUGUUCUUUUGUGAACUACAAAAAUCAUUUUCCAUUUGUAGAUCAUUUUUCGUCAUUUUUAAUUUCCAGUUUUGCGGAAUUUAACCUCAGUUUCUAUUAGUAAUUCUCUGUAAUUCAACAAUGGAAGCAAACUUCCAACGCUCACUCUCCGAUCUUCGCCACUUCUCUCCCAAUUUGGGGUUUCCUGCUUCUAGCCCUUUUUCCACCGUUAAACCCUUCCAUUCUCCGAAUCAAAGCUCCUUAACUCGUUGGCGGUCUCAGAAGGUAGGGUUUCGAUCAUUGGCCUCCCGGCUCUUGGUUUCUAAUUCGGUGACUAACCAGGAAACUGAGGCUGUUGAAGGAGGCAGAACUGAGAGUGUGGCCUCUGCGAGUCCCCUUUAUGUCCCCACGCCUCCCAACCGUGAGCUUCGAACUCCUCAUAGUGGGUACCAUUUUGAUGGAACCACGCGGCAGUUUUUUGAGGGUUGGUACUUUAAAGUCUCGAUUCCUGAGCGAAAAGAGAGCUUCUGUUUCAUGUAUUCCGUGGAGAAUCCAGCAUUUCGGAAGAAAUUGUCGCCCUUGGAAGUGGCACAGCAUGGACCCAGAUCAACUGGAGUUGGGGCUCAAAUUCUCGGGGCUUAUGACAAGUAUAUAUGUCAAUAUUCAGAAGAAUCCCAGAACUUCUGGGGAAGUAGACAUGAGCUGAUGUUGGGAAACACUUUUGUGGCUGAGAAAGGCAUGCAGCCUCCAUCUAAGGAGGUUCCUCCUCAGGAGUUCAAUAGGACAGUUUCAGAAGGUUUUCAAGUCACCCCAUUCUGGCAUCAGGGUUUUAUUCGCGAUGAUGGCAGGUCAGAUUAUGUGCAAACUGUGAAAACUGCACGCUGGGAGUAUAGUACCCGUCCUGUAUAUGGAUGGGGUAAUGUGGGAUCCAAACAACAGUCCACUGCAGGGUGGCUUGCUGCUUUUCCUGUAUUUGAACCCCAUUGGCAAAUUUGCAUGGCAGCAGGACUUUCAACAGGCUGGAUAGAGUGGGAUGGCGAAAGAUUUGAGUUCAAAGACGCACCUUCUUACUCAGAAAAGAACUGGGGUGGCGGCUUCCCAAGGAAAUGGUUUUGGGUUCAGUGUAAUGCCUUUGAAAGUGCAAAGGGAGAAGUUGCUUUGACUGCAGGUGGUGGUCUGAGGCAAUUGCCUGGACUAACUGAGACUUUUGAGAAUGCUGCCUUGAUUGGAGUGCAUUAUGAUGGAAUUUUCUAUGAAUUUGCACCAUGGAAAGGUGUUGUGACUUGGGAAAUUAGUCCAUGGGGUCACUGGUUCAUAACUGCAGACAAUGGGAUGCAUUUGGUUGAAUUGGAGGCAACAACAAAUGAUCCAGGAACAACAUUGCGUGCUCCAACAACAGAGGCUGGCCUUGCUCCAGCUUGUAAAGAUACUUGUUAUGGUGAUCUGAAAUUGCAAAUAUGGGAACGAAGAUAUGAUGGCUCUAAGGGCAAGAUAAUUUUGGAUGUUGCAAGUGACAUGGCAGCAGUAGAAGUUGGAGGAGGACCAUGGUUUAACACCUGGAAAGGGAAGGCAACUACACCAGAGCUUCUAAGCAGUGCUCUUAGAGUUCCCAUUGAUUUGGAUGGGUUCUUCAAUUUUCUUCCACCAUUCAAACCCCCUGGCUUAUAGGCGGUUGGUCAGGGCUUUCAUUGCAGAAAAUGGAUCUUUGCAACUGGAAAAAUGAGAUCUGACCGGUGUGGUAUGACAUGGUUCGAUGAUAUUCCAGCUGCCUGAAUCUUGGUGAAUAUUUCAACAAACAUGUACUUGAUCGCUCUUGUCCAUAUCUGUUCAUCGCUUCGAUGGCUCCAUAGAUAUUUGACACAUCCCAGCAUAUUUCAUUAGAAGUCGGUAUGAAUCAUUGCACUGCUAUUGAAAAUUCACUGUUUGCAUUAGUUUAGGUAAAAGGUCAAAUACUGAGGAUGCAAGUGUUCAAAUUAGGUGUAAAUUAAAGUUUUCAGGUAUCUGUACCAACUAAUUUUCUUUUCUUCUUCAUUCAAGAGAAUAUAUGUAUACAACAGGAACAAAGGGGCUGGGGUUAAACUAGAAAUAUGAAAAUCAUAUACUUUUCUUUUUCUUUUUAUUUAA
Molecule: messenger RNA, 2284 nt
Organism: Manihot esculenta (cassava)
Lineage: Eukaryota; Viridiplantae; Streptophyta; Magnoliopsida; Malpighiales; Euphorbiaceae
Product: tocopherol cyclase, chloroplastic
Exons: 10
Coding region: 302-1828 (508 amino acids)
Molecular function (GO): tocopherol cyclase activity
Source: RefSeq, a predicted model, not a curated record